AUGUCGACGACUACAAUUCCUGCUCCUCUGGUCGGAAAAGUGGCCUUGGUUACGGGCGGCUCACGAGGCAUCGGCCGUGGCAUCGCGAUCCAUUUCGCGAAAAAGGGCAUUUCAAAGAUUGCCAUCACUUAUGCUGAGAACCCAUCGGCCGCGGAGGAGACCCUCGCGGCGAUUGGCAAAGUCGACCCGAGUAUUAUCGCCAGGGCGAUCCGAGCGGAUGUCCUGUCGCCGACAUUUGCCUCCGACCUGGUACCUCAGGUGUUGGAGAACCUCUCUACCCAAACCCUCGACAUCAUCGUGUGUAACGCAGCAUAUGUCAACCCCAAGAUUGUGGCCCCCAUCGCCACGGCGACCAAGGAGCUGUUCGACAAUCUCAUGACGGGCAACGCGUGGGCUCCCGUCCAGCUGUUCCUCACGGCCUUGCCCGUCAUUUCUCGAGGCGGCCGCGUCAUUAUGAUCGGCAGCACCGCCUCCAAGUCGCCGAAUGCAGACCCUGCGGUUUGUUAUGGUGCGUCCAAGGCCGCCCUGGACAGCUUCACCCGGAGCCUCGCCCUGAUGUACUCGGCUCAGCACGGCAUCACCAUCAACUCGGUGUCGGUGGGGCCGGUCAUGACGGAUUUGCUAAGAAUCCCUUUGGAACAGGGGAUACUCCCGGAUGGCUACAUCCCGAGCCUGGCGAGCAGGAACACGGCGGAAAAGAGGAUGGGGGAGGUGGACGACAUCGCUGGGAUUGUUGGGUUUCUCGCUAGCGAGGAGAGCAGGUGGAUCAAUGGGAACAACGUGCCCGCAAAUGGGGGAGCGCUUCUCGAGGUGCAGGGAUAG
Fonsecaea nubica is the source of this 822-nucleotide messenger RNA. RefSeq lists its product as hypothetical. Bases 1 to 822 code for a protein of 273 amino acids. The record is from RefSeq and is a predicted model, not a curated record. Lineage: Eukaryota; Fungi; Ascomycota; Eurotiomycetes; Chaetothyriales; Herpotrichiellaceae. The transcript has a single exon.